AUGGCUGAGAAUACUGGGCCGCCGACAACCGACGCAGAAGUCAAUGACACUGAGGCGACUCAGGCGAGGAACCUGACCAUGGUUUCAACUGCCAGCGAAUUGACCCGUAUUCUCACCAGUGCUGGCAUCGUCCCCCAAAGCUACCUUCAACAGAACAACGAGGAGAAUGAUGAGGAAGAAGUGGAAGACUAUGUGGCCGUGGAUCAUGAGGACGCUCCGGAUUUCUCAUCUCUGUUCCGUCGACCGCAAGCGCGUCCGCGAACCCAGCUGGAUGAACUUCACCCCUUCGUUCAAGUCUUGUCUUUGUCGAAUGUAGAUGAUUGCGUUCGCGUUGAGGAAGCUUUUCCAGAGAAUGAGAGGUGUUCAAGGGAAAAGCUAUGCUAUCGCCUUACGAAAUGUCCGGAAUUGUCACUGGGCAUGUUCACCAUUCCCGUCCGUACUGAGGACAAUCCUAACCCUCGGCCACAACUGAUCGGCCACAUCAUUGCUACACGCACGUCCGCUCCUCUGGUUACAGAUGCAUCGAUGUCGUAUCCUCCUGAUUGGCGAACCAAACGUCGCAGUCUUGCGGAUGAGAAUGAGAAGGAGCCGCUGGGCCAUGAAGAUCAGGGUGGAACCAUUGCCGUCCACUCCCUUGCGGUUUUGCCUGAACAUCAGGGAAAGAAGGUUGGAUCGACCCUGAUGAAGGCAUAUAUCCAUCGGAUCAAGGAGGCGAACAUUGCAGAGCGGAUCGCGCUUAUUGCACAUGAUCAUCUGAUCCCAUUUUAUGAGAAGCUGGGAUUUGAGAACCGUGGGCCCAGCAAUUGCACUUUUGGCGGUGGUGGCUGGACCAACCUGCGUAGCGAUUUCUGCUCGGAUUAUUCUUGGCUUUGUCUCGGCUACUCCUGCCGCCCACAGUGCUCACCGCCUCGUGAAAAAUUGCCCGCACAAGCCUGUCGUCCCGCCUCGGGCUCCAAGACAAGAAUUGGGAAUUUUAUUUUUUUAAAUUUCAACCUCGACCAGCUCACCCAUCCCGUUCAACCCAACGGCGAGGCCGGACAUCCAGCAGGGUCGUCAUCGUCUGAGUUCCCUCUGCGUCCGUCGCCCAUCAUGAAGACGACCUGGAAAGAUAUCCAACCUGUGCCAACGAGCCAGGAAUUUAUCGAUAUCGUCCUCAGCCGGACUCAGAGGCAGCUGCCGACCCAGAUUCGAGCUGGAUUUAAAAUCAGUCGUAUAAGAGGUAACGUCUUCGCUUGUCCGAUUUUGUUCGAAGUUCGCGCAAAUGGGGUUACUGCCAUGCUUCGUCGAGAAUCUGUGCUAACGCAGAAUUUUUUUUAUUUUACAGCAUUCUACACGCGAAAAGUAAAAUACACCCAGGAGACCUUCUGUGAAAAGUUUCAGGCGAUCCUCGAUGGAUUCCCCCGAUUGCAGGAUAUUCAUCCUUUCCGUAAGCUUUCCUCCCUCCCGAUUGAGUGGUCCAUGACUGACCGGUGGUCGAUUUUAGACAAGGAUUUGAUGAACACCCUUUACGAUGCGGAUCAUUUCCGAAUCGCUCUUGGUCAGAUCUCGACUGCGAAGCAUCUCGUGGAAACUAUUUCCCGAGACUAUGUGCGCUUGAUCAAAUAUGCGCAAUCCCUGUUCCAAUGCAAGCAGCUCAAGCGCGCGGCUCUGGGUCGCAUGGCGACCAUUUGCAAACGUCUCAAAGACCCCCUUAUCUACCUCGAACAAGUGCGACAGCAUCUGGCCCGUCUGCCCUCGAUCGACCCGAACACUCGCACGCUGCUGAUCUGUGGAUACCCUAACGUUGGGAAGUCGAGUUUCUUGCGCAGUAUUACUCGUGCGGAUGUCGAGGUCCAGCCGUAUGCGUUCACCACUAAGAGUUUGUAUGUCGGUCACUUUGACUACAAGUACCUCCGCUUCCAGGCGAUUGACACUCCAGGAAUCCUGGACCACCCCUUGGAAGAGAUGAACACCAUCGAGAUGCAGUCCAUCACGGCGAUUGCGCAUCUCCGUUCUGCGAUCCUCUACUUCAUGGACCUGUCGGAGCAGUGCGGGUAUUCCGUGACGGACCAGAUCAAGCUGUUCCACAGCAUCAAGCCGCUGUUCGCCAACAAGCUCGUGUUCGUGGUCAUCAACAAGAUCGAUAUCAAGCGACCGGAGGAUCUGGACCCGGAGACUCAGGAGAUGCUCCAGUCACUCCUGAAACAAAGCAAUGUGGAGAUGCUCCAGCUCUCGUGUGCGACCUCCGAAGGAGUGACGGCCGUCAAGAAUGCCGCCUGCGACAAGUUGAUCGCCGAACGUGUCGCGCAGAAAUUGAAAUCUGGCACGAACAGCUCCGGUACACCUUCUGGACGGCUGGGUGAGGUCCUGGCAAGAAUCCACGUUGCUCAACCGGCUGGCGGGGUUCAGCGCGAGACUUUCAUUCCGGAGGCGGUCAAGACGAUGAAGAAGUAUGACAAGAAUGACCCUGACCGGAGGAAGCUGGAGCGCGAUAUUGAGGAGGAGAACGGUGGCCCGGGUGUCUACAGCGUCGACCUCAGGAAGAACUACCAACUGGCUAACGACGAGUGGAAGUAUGACAAGAUGCCUGAGGUGUGGAAUGGCAAGAAUGUCUAUGACUACGUGGACCCGGACAUCGAAUCGAAACUGGCUGCUUUGGAGGAGGAAGAAGAGAAGCUGGAAGCGGAAGGCUUCUAUGACUCGGAUGAGAGUGUCGAGGACGCCGAGGAUGCCGAUAUCCGCAUGAAGGCGGAGCUCAUCCGCGAGAAGCGCGCCCUGAUGCGCAACGAGGCCAAGCUGAGGAAGUCGCUGAAGAACCGGGCAGUCAUCCCGCGCAGCGCCAAGGCCAAGAAACUGUCGGAGAUGGAGUCGGCGCUGGACGAGGCCGGAUACGAUGCCAGCGCCGUGUCGGCGCGGGUGCAGAGCCAGCCUACUCGUGGCCGGACGUUGACGCGCGAUACGGUGGACGACGGCGACGCGAUGGACAUCGACUCGACGUCGAACCCGCACGAGGCGAUCGCGCGGGCCAAGAGCCGUGCUCGCAGCCAGGCGGCGACGAACCGUCUGACGGAUGGCGUGACGAACGAGACGGCGCGCACCAAGGCAGAGCGGCUGGCGAAGUUGUCACAGAAGAAGCUGAACCGGAUGGCACGACAGGGAGAAGCAGACCGGCAUAUUGUGGCGUCGCUUCCCAAGCAUUUGUACUCUGGAAAGCGUGGCAUCGGCAAGACACAGCGCCGUUGA
Messenger RNA from Rasamsonia emersonii CBS 393.64, 3222 nucleotides. RefSeq names its product Nucleolar GTP-binding protein 1. Gene Ontology annotation, biological process: ribosomal large subunit biogenesis. Gene Ontology annotation, cellular component: nucleolus. Lineage: Eukaryota; Fungi; Ascomycota; Eurotiomycetes; Eurotiales; Trichocomaceae. The record is from RefSeq and is a predicted model, not a curated record. The coding region runs from base 1 to 3222 and encodes 1073 amino acids. The transcript has 5 exons. Gene Ontology annotation, molecular function: GTPase activity; GTP binding; RNA binding.